AUGGCUCCGACUACUCGCCCCGAACACCACAUCAAUCUCAAUUACAUCCCCCAGCUGUCUUCGCAGCCGCCACAUUCCGGCUCCUCGACCGGCACCACCUCGCCUGUCGAGCCCCCCAACAGCGGCUCUCUCCGCUUCCCUGGGAACACGUCGAACCCGCUGGGAAACGCCGCGGCAGGCGCAAGGCUGGGAGCUGGAUCCCCGUCGCAUGAUUAUGGCGGUCGCCUAUUCUCCAAACGUGCACGCGAGAUCCAAGCCCAGGAGGGCUUGACACCGCAAAUGUGGGGACCUCCCACCAGCGGCAAUUCCACGCCCCUGCGUGAAACCAUCCCAGAAUCUCCCAAUGGAGAGAGCUUCCCUGACUUCAACAAUGCUACCCCAGAGUCCACGUCAGCUGCGCAGACAUCGGGUCGCCGUGCCCGUGCUGGUACUCUUCCUUCGCGCUUCUCCCCCACUACUGCUCCUCCUGGGCUCAUGUCAGCCUCCUCCCUCCUCCCAAAGACAUCUCGCCCUACACCUUCGACUAGCCCUUUCAAGCCGGGCCCAGGUACGCCGACAGAUACUUCGACCUUUAACGCCCUAGGCUCUACAAACGCCGCUGCCAAGUCUGCACUACUUUCCCGCCUUCGUGCUGGCUCAAUGCCUCAACGACCAGGCUUCCUGCCACCUUCCACCUCUCCGUUUGGCAACUCCAUCUUCUCCACCGGGUGGGCAAGCAACCGCGAUCGCAGCAGCACCCUUCAAAGCAUCGCUUCCCUGCCGUCGAAUGGACCUGGCUCGCCCAUGUCCUCGUUCUCACGCGAUUCACUUGCCGACACAGAUGUCAAGACUCUCGACUACCUUGGGCUCGUCGACACUCCUCAGCCUACCCGAGCUACACUGGCCCCUUCGGAUAUCGAGUUGCUUCUUGAAAGCCAACGAAAUGCCAACAGCCAACACUCGAGCAGUGCUAACCGAUUCCGCUCCUACUCUGUGAACGCCAAAGAAAAGUAUGCGGAGGACGAGGAGGAUCAGUUUGGCGCCUAUAGUGGCCAAAUUACGCCUGCCGAGGCCAACGCGCUCCUCAUCCACGAAGCUGUUCGUCAACACAACCUCGAGGUUCAAGCAUUUGCAAACCUCGCUUCUUCUGCACGUCCUCGAGCUAGGACUGCUGGUGUGCUAGAUGGGCCUUCACGAGGGCUGAUGCGGAGUUAUCUGCCCGCCAUGGGACAAUAUAACAACAACAUGACAGGUGCUGACUUUACCGAGGAUGCCGAGUACAACCUAACUGAAGCCGUCAAGAAGCUCCACCUUCCCGGGUCGAAUCUUGGUGAUGAUGGUACCCUCGAAGGGCCUACUCGAUCACUGUGGCUUGGUAACAUCCCUUCAUCCACCACUGUGUCGUCUCUCAAUGUCAUAUUUGCUGCCUACGGCACGAUCGACUCGACCCGUGUGUUGACCCACAAAAACUGCGGUUUUGUCAACUUUGAGAACCUUGAGAGCGCUGUUCAAGCGAAACAAACCCUGAAUGGCAAGGAGAUCUUCCCUGGUGCUGGACCAGUUCGCAUCGGUUACGCUAAAAUUCCUAGCGCGGCAGCGACGCCUGGUCACAAUGGCCUCUUCCCCUCGCCCAGCCCGGACCCAUUGUCGAAGGCACAGGCGGAGGGUGUGACCGGCGUACCUACCAGCACAAAGGCGAACAGCACUCCAACUGCGAAUGCACCUUUGACCACUCCUGAGUUGACAGAUAUCCGUAGCGAUAUUGUCCAAAUCGUAAAAGAAUUGGGUGCUACAGACGAGGAACAGGCCCGGAUAACGUCGCAGGUAGAGGCCGCUGUUCAGUUCAACAACUACGUGGACGAGAUCCCUACUGUUGAGGAGCCAAGUCAUACUCGGAUUCACGAUGCGCCAAGACUGCGCGAGAUUCGCAAACGCAUUGACAAUGGCUCUUGCUCAAAGGAGGACAUUGAACAGAUUGCCAUGAGCAUGCUCCCUGAAAUCGCUGAGCUGUCUUCAGACUACCUUGGCAACACCGUCGUGCAGAAACUGUUCGAGUUCUGCGAGGAGCCUACCAAGGAAGCAAUGCUGCGCGAGAUUGCACCUCACCUUGCUAAGAUCGGUGUCCACAAGAACGGAACGUGGGCCGCUCAGAAAAUUAUUGAGGUCUCUAAAUCUCCCGCCAUGCAGAAGAUGGUGGUGGACGCUGUACAGCCCUAUGCGAAGGCGCUUUUCCUCGACCAAUUCGGCAACUACGUUAUGCAGGGUUGCCUAAAGUAUCAGAACUUCAACAACUUCAUCUUUGAAGUCAUGCUCGGCCGACUUUGGGAUCUCGCUCAGGGUCGAUUCGGUGCUCGUGCCAUGCGAGCCUGUCUGGAGAGCCACUUUGCCACCAAGGAUCAACAGCGCAUGGUAGCAGCUGUAAUUGCCCUCCACAGCGUUCAGCUUGCUACAAAUGCUAAUGGUGCGUUGCUUUUGACCUGGUUCCUCGACACCUGCACUUUCCCAAGAAGGCGCACUGUCCUGGCUCCUCGUCUGGUCCCACACAUCGUCCACCUCUGCACCCACAAGGUUGCCUAUCUUACUGUCCUCAAGAUCAUCAAUCAACGUAAUGAGCCGGAGGCUCGCGACACCAUCCUACAGGCGCUAUUUUUCUCUCCCAAUGACCAGGUCCUGGAGGAUAUUCUGGUCGACCAGAAUUGUGGCGCUACCUUGAUCUUCAAAGUGCUCACUACGCCUUUCUUUGAUGAGCAAAUUCGCGCAGAAGUUGUGCAGAAUGUACGAAAUGUGCUUGUUCGCAUCAAAGCACAGCCUCAACAAGGCUACAAGCGACUCAUGGACGAAGUAGGCCUUUCGACUCGUGGCGGACCUGGCCACCGAGAACAUUCCCAAACUCGCCCUGCAUCCAAGGACAGCGCUGGCCCCCAGGCCAACCAGGGUUUCUACCAGGGAGCCGCUCCUGGCUUCGAUCCCGUUGGUCUUCAGCGCACCGCAAGUAUGGACUCGAACGGCUUCGAGCAAUAUCCCAUGGGCGCCAAUGCCCAAAUGUUUAUGCCGAACAUGCAGACUAUGACCGGCCAGCAGCAGUUGCAGUACCAACAGCUUCUAGCCCGCCAGGGUCAGUAUUACCCGCAGAUGAACGGCUUCCAGCCUGCUGCUCCUGGUAUGGACCCGUACCGAAACGCAUCGCCAGUUGCAGCUCCCGGUUAUACGGGGUCGCCAAUGAUGCAGCCAGCCAACCUCGCAGGACAAGGCAUGGGACCGGGGAUGUAUCCGUAUGGCAUGUAUAUGCCUCAGCAGCAACAGCAGCAGCAGCAAGCAGCUGGAGGUAACCAGCGACGUGGCAGGGUAAGCAGAAAUGCGUCUCCAGCCGGCAGUCGACGCUAA
Messenger RNA from Cucurbitaria berberidis CBS 394.84, 3363 nucleotides. Its product is annotated as RNA binding protein-like protein Jsn1. Lineage: Eukaryota; Fungi; Ascomycota; Dothideomycetes; Pleosporales; Cucurbitariaceae. The coding region runs from base 1 to 3363 and encodes 1120 amino acids. The transcript is spliced from 2 exons. The record is from RefSeq and is a predicted model, not a curated record. Gene Ontology annotation, molecular function: RNA binding.